This is a messenger RNA of Eufriesea mexicana, 1215 nucleotides long. It is a transcript of the gene Or27, whose product is annotated as odorant receptor 27. Bases 1 to 1215 code for a protein of 404 amino acids. Gene Ontology annotation, molecular function: odorant binding; olfactory receptor activity. Gene Ontology annotation, cellular component: plasma membrane. The record is from RefSeq and is a predicted model, not a curated record. Gene Ontology annotation, biological process: detection of chemical stimulus involved in sensory perception of smell; sensory perception of smell. NCBI's taxonomy places the organism in Eukaryota, Metazoa, Arthropoda, Insecta, Hymenoptera, Apidae. The transcript has 5 exons.
AUGACGAACGAAUCAGUGAUCACAAGCACGAGUAUCAAUAACAGUGACUACAGUCUUCAGCUGAACCGAUGGUUCCUGAAACCAAUCGGUGUCUGGCCUCUCUCUUCUACUACACCGCGACUAGAAAGAAUCGCUUCGGUUACUUUAAAUAUCCUGUGUUACGGAUUCGUACUGUUCGCUAUAGUUCCGAGUUUACUCCAAAUGAUCUUGUCAGAUGAGAAUUUAUACACGAAGAUAAAAAUGCUUGGCCCCGUGAGUCAUUGGAUGGUUAGCUGCGUCAAUUACACCGCUCUGUUGACACGGAGUAAAGAGAUACGUCAUUGCGUGGAACACAUACAAGCUGACUGGCAAAUGGUGACAAGGGAGUCGGAUCAGCAACUGAUGCUGAGAAACGCAAGAUUUGGCCGCUACGUAGCGGCUUGGUGUAUGAUCUUCAUGCAGGGUUCCGUUUUGUUCUUUUGUUUCGUGGCAGCGUUUGCCACAGAGAUAAUCCAAGUGGGCAACGAGACCAGGAUCAUACACGUGUUACCUUGUGCGGUGUACAAGAAGCUUGUAAAUGUUGACGAAAGUCCAAUGAAUGAAAUUUUUCUGUUCGUACAGAUUUCUUCGGCCUUUAUUGCAACUUUCAGUACUGUUGGGAUUUUCAGCUUUUCGGCUGUAUUGGCUGCUCAUGCGUGUGGCCAGCUAAACGUAGUCAUGCUGUGGAUCACCGAAUAUGUAAAUGAUUCAAGAGACAAGAAAGCAGGUACUCUGAAUAAAAUAGGGGUGAUUGUGGAGCAACAUUUAAGAACACUGAAAUUCAUAUCGUUUAUCGAGGAAGUGUUGAAUCGUAUAUAUUUUUUAGAAUUAUUUAGAUGUACGAUGGAUAUAUGCAUACUUAGCUACUAUAUUCUUGCGGAAUGGGUUGACCAUGAUAUUAAAAAUUUGGCUACUUACUUCUUCAUACUCAUUUCAAUCUUAUUCAACAUAUUUAUAUUAUGUUAUAUGGGUGAAAUCUUGUCGGAAAAGAGUAAAAAAGUUGGCGAAGCGGUUUAUAUGACAAAUUGGUAUCAUUUACCUGAAAGAAGUAUCCUUGAUUUGAUUCUGAUUAUCACGCGAUCAAGUGUCGUGGUACAUAUCACUGCUGGAAAAUUCAUUCGGAUGUCCAUUUACACGUUUGGAGAUGUCGUGAGAACCGGUUUCGCAUACUUGAACCUACUGCGACGAAUAUCAUGA